AUUCAAGUGUUUAGUACAUAACGCAACUGUUAGUGCAUUUCAUCAAGUGUUAUUCGUCUCCGUAAGGCCAAGGCAAGAACUAAAUUUGAGGUUAGAAACAUUUAAGAACUUAGUACACUUAUCAACUGAUAAUGUGGAUAUAAACGAAAAAAGACAACAAUUAAUGUCUCGUGGAUUACCUAAGCAAAAACCUAUAACAGGAGUUAAAAAUAUAAUCCUCGUAUCGUCCGGUAAAGGAGGUGUCGGUAAAAGCACAACAUCAGUUAAUAUAGCAACGGUUUUAAAACAUAUAAAUCCCAAUAAAGGAAUCGGUCUUUUGGAUACAGAUGUAUUCGGUCCUUCUAUACCUUUAAUGAUGAAUUUAAAUGAUCAACCGUUUAUAAACAAAGAAAAUCUAAUGGAACCCCUCGUCAAUUACGGAGUUAAAUGUAUGUCCAUGGGUUUCCUCGUAGGUAAAGAAGCGCCUGUAAUAUGGAGGGGUCUUAUGGUAAUGCAAGCGUUAGAAAAAUUGAUUAGACAAGUCCAUUGGGGUACUUUGGAGUAUUUAAUAGUGGACACACCACCUGGAACUGGAGAUACACUUUUAAGUCUUGUACAGAACUUACCCAUAACAGGUGUUGUUCUGGUGACUACUCCCCAAACGGCUGCAUUGGAAGUAACAAAAAGAGGAGCCGGUUUAUUUAAAAAACUGAACGUACCUAUAAUAGGUUUAGUCGAAAAUAUGAAUUAUAUAAAAUGUACUGCUUGUUUUAAAAAUAUCGAUCUGUUUGGGAAAGGUACCACGAAAUUAGCACAUGAGCUAAGUUGUAGUAUAUUAGCUAGUCUUCCUUUAGAUCCGGGUAUAUCUUCAAGUACCAACGAAGGAAUUCCAAUAGUUGCGAGUGAUAAAGAAAGUGACGUAAGCAAACUUUAUGAAAUUAUAGCACGUUGUAUCAUCAAGUUUGUCGAAAAUAAAUAAGUAAAUUAUGA
Messenger RNA from Diorhabda carinulata, 969 nucleotides. RefSeq names its product iron-sulfur protein NUBPL (gene Nubpl). Bases 164 to 958 code for a protein of 264 amino acids. NCBI's taxonomy places the organism in Eukaryota, Metazoa, Arthropoda, Insecta, Coleoptera, Chrysomelidae. The record is from RefSeq and is a predicted model, not a curated record. The transcript is spliced from 5 exons. Gene Ontology annotation, biological process: mitochondrial respiratory chain complex I assembly; iron-sulfur cluster assembly. Gene Ontology annotation, cellular component: mitochondrion. Gene Ontology annotation, molecular function: ATP-dependent FeS chaperone activity; ATP binding; 4 iron, 4 sulfur cluster binding.